AUGCGCAAAUCGAUAAUUAGUUUUUGUGUUGUGACUUUAGUGUUGGAAUGUACGCAGGCGGCCUUCAACUGCUCAGCUCCGCCGAACUUUAAUAAUUUUGACAUCAACACCUGCUGUCGAACUCCAGAGCUGGAUAUGGGAGAUGUGCCUCAGAAGUGCGACAAGUAUGUGAGUGGCUUGAAGUCGGCUAAUUCCAAGUAUCCCAGUUAUGCUCAUCUGUGCUAUCCCGAUUGUAUUUAUCGGGAAACAGGAGCUAUGGUCAAUGGCAAAAUCAAUAUGAGCAGGGUUAAGCAGUAUUUGGAGCAACAUGUCCAUAGGCGGGAUCAGGAUAUAGUGACCCAUAUAGUUCACUCCUUUGAGGCCUGCCUGGGCAACGUUAAGAGCCACAUGAAGUCCUCAAACAUCGAGUCCUACAAGGUCCUUCCGCAUGGCUGUUCACCUUUUGCUGGCAUUAUCUAUAGCUGUGUGAAUGCCGAGACCUUCCUCAAGUGUCCCCCGAAAAUGUGGAAGAACGAGCGUCCCUGCAAUCUGGCCAAGGAAUUCGCCGAGCAAUGCAACCCCUUGCCGCAUGUCCCGCUACCCAGCAGCUGA
Molecule: messenger RNA, 591 nt
Organism: Drosophila kikkawai
Lineage: Eukaryota; Metazoa; Arthropoda; Insecta; Diptera; Drosophilidae
Gene: Obp50e
Product: Odorant-binding protein 50e
Molecular function (GO): odorant binding
Source: RefSeq, a predicted model, not a curated record